Messenger RNA from Anopheles marshallii, 957 nucleotides. Its product is annotated as alpha-tocopherol transfer protein-like. Gene Ontology annotation, cellular component: membrane. Lineage: Eukaryota; Metazoa; Arthropoda; Insecta; Diptera; Culicidae. Gene Ontology annotation, molecular function: phosphatidylinositol bisphosphate binding. The coding region runs from base 1 to 957 and encodes 318 amino acids. The transcript has 2 exons. The record is from RefSeq and is a predicted model, not a curated record.
AUGUCGAAGUUUGCGGCAUAUCCCGUGGAUAAGAACGUGAAACAGUAUGACGAGUACAAGUUCACUCUAUCGGAGCUGUAUCGUGAGGUGGCCAAGGAGGAACUCCGCGAGGAUGAUGCCGUACGCGAGAAGGCUUUGACGGAAAUGCGUCACUGGAUCGUGAAUAAUUCUCACAUCCGUAAGUGCCGCAUGGAUUCGAUAUUCUUGUUGCGGUUUCUACGCUUCCGUCAAUUCUCGGUACCAAUGGCCUGUGAGGCACUGGAGCGUUAUCUGACGAUGCGAGAGAUGUAUCCGACCUGGUUCAAGAACUUGGAUGCUGGCGCUGAGAACAUGAAGGAAUUAUUCAUGGGCGGUGCUACUUCCAUUAUCGGGCAGGACAGCAAUGGGCGCACGGUGGUAUUCUUCCGUAUAGGGCGCUUUGUGCCGGAGAUGUUCGAACCACCAACUGGUGGUACAUUCAUUGCCCUGAUGAUUGAAGCCAUGCUCGAAUGGGAAGAGGUACAGAUCGGUGGUUUGCAGGUGAUGGUGGACUACUCCGAUAUGGAUCUGAAACUGUUCGAGAAGUGGGGUUCUUCGGAACUGAAGCUGAUCAUGGAAGCUUACACGCGCUGGUACCCCAUGCGCUACCACGACACGCACGCGGCCAAACUCCCGAAGAAAGCACUGCCCUUUAUAGAGAAAAUACUUUCCUUCACCAACCCGAAGAUACGGGAGCGAAUCAAUUGCUAUGCGAACGUGUCCGAGAUGGAGAAACACUUCGAUCAUACGAUUGCACCGAAAGGCUACGGAGGUUCUCUUGAUCUAGAUGGUGACGUCAAUCCGGCAUUGUGGAAACGCAUCGAACAGCAGAGGGAUGUCAUUCUCGGUUUGGAUCGCAUGGAGAUCGAUUACGAUUACUAUGCACCGAUUUGGGAUGAGCAGAAUGCUGCACUUGCGGCCGAGAUACCUUCGGUUUAA